This is a messenger RNA of Aspergillus terreus NIH2624, 552 nucleotides long. RefSeq names its product tropomyosin. The record is from RefSeq and is a predicted model, not a curated record. NCBI's taxonomy places the organism in Eukaryota, Fungi, Ascomycota, Eurotiomycetes, Eurotiales, Aspergillaceae. Bases 1 to 552 code for a protein of 183 amino acids. The transcript has 2 exons.
AUGGAUAAGAUCAAGGAGAGAAUGAACACCCUCCGUCUGGAGGCUGAGGAGGCCCACGAGAAGGUGGAAGAGUUGAAGGCCAAGGUGAAGACUUUGGAGCAGGAGAACUUGUCGAAGGAACAGGAGAUCACAUCCCUCAACCACCGCAACCAGCUCCUGGAGGGUGAGGUGGAGAAGCUGGAGACCGCCCUGAAGGAGGCCAAGGAUGCUGCCAACCAGAGCGCCCAGCACGACACCCAGAACGAGGCUCUCCAGCGCCGUCUGCAGGUGCUCGAGGAGGAGGCUGAGGAGGCUGAUCGGAAUCUGCGGGAAGUAAACGAGAAGUACACCUCCCUUCCCCCGCUGCCCAAUGCUACUAUCAAGUUACUAACUCAGAUUCUUCCCAAUAGGCUCCGCCAGACCGAUGUCAAAGCUGGACAUUACGAACGCAAAGUGCAGGCUCUCGAAGCGGCUCGUGACCAGUGGGAGAGCAAGUAUGAGGAGAUGGCAAAGAAGCACGCCGAGCUGCAGAAGGACCUUCACGAUCUCGAGGUCUCCAUAAGCAAUGUUUAA